CAGCUUUUCCAAAGAUACCUGGAAAUAUCACAUUAUGGCGCACUGCGUUCGGCUCUGAUGCAGUAUGGUGGCACAAAAAUGAACCAGAUUGUAGCGCAAAUUUCAAUCAGCUUCAUUCGUUACAGUGAUAUCAUGCAAGCCGAUAAAGUUUUCUACGAGGCUGGGAUCGCUGCUAGACAACUUGGUGCCGAAAAAGAGCGCUUGGCAUUCGUGCUUUUGAACCAUUACCUCGAUUUAUGCGAUGCGAUUGAGGACCAAGAUCCAUCAGCUGUCGAUAGUUCCAUUUUUGAAGGGACCGAUAUCCCGCAGGAAGUGCCGCUUCCAGAAACAAAAUACACAACGGAUGAAGAGCAUGAAGACGUCAAAGAAUGGGUUCUUGCCAUAUCCGUGGAGCAAAGCAUGGAACGCAGUUUGCCCACUGACAGUGCCGGGAAUUUUGAAGCCAGUUUAACAGAUGCGGAUGGAACCACUCAUCCAGCCUGCAUCAUUUCAGGUUUGCUGUUUCACGUCGUUAAAAAACUAUGA
Molecule: messenger RNA, 525 nt
Organism: Gongylonema pulchrum
Lineage: Eukaryota; Metazoa; Nematoda; Chromadorea; Rhabditida; Gongylonematidae
Source: the annotation of a GenBank genome assembly